Molecule: messenger RNA, 4319 nt
Organism: Carassius gibelio (silver crucian carp)
Lineage: Eukaryota; Metazoa; Chordata; Actinopteri; Cypriniformes; Cyprinidae
Product: ras-related protein M-Ras-like
Exons: 6
Coding region: 246-872 (208 amino acids)
Biological process (GO): signal transduction
Cellular component (GO): plasma membrane
Molecular function (GO): GTPase activity; GDP binding; GTP binding
Source: RefSeq, a predicted model, not a curated record
UUCGGGUACUCACCCUUGUUUAAUCCUGGAACAAAAAACAAAAUUGUUUUUUUUUAAGUCACUGUUUUAUGUUUGCGUUUUGUUUUUACAAUGAAAGUCAGUGAGAUCCAAACAAAAACCCAUUGGACCCCAUUGUAAAGACGGGAAAUGAAUCACAAGGACAUCUUUCAAAAUAUCUCCUUUUGUGUUUCAAAGAAGAUCAAAGUCAUACAGGUUUGGAACGACAUGAGGGUGUAGCUGUCUUCAUGGCCACCAGCGUGGUUCCCGGGGACGAUCUGCCCACGUAUAAGCUGGUGGUGGUGGGAGACGGCGGCGUGGGGAAGAGCGCGCUCACCAUACAGUUCUUCCAGAAGAUCUUCGUCCCGGACUACGACCCCACCAUCGAGGACUCGUACCUCAAACACACCGAGAUCGACGGCCAGUGGGCCAUUCUGGACGUUCUGGACACGGCGGGGCAGGAGGAGUUCAGUGCGAUGAGAGAGCAGUACAUGAGGACAGGAGACGGCUUUCUCAUCGUGUUUUCAGUCACUGAUAAAGCCAGCUUUGAACACGUGGAUCGUUUCCACCAGCUGAUCCUGAGAGUCAAAGACCGGGAGUCGUUUCCUAUGGUUCUGGUGGCUAAUAAAGUUGAUCUGGUGCAUUUACGCAAGAUCACCAGUGAGCAGGGACGAGAGAUGGCCUCCAAACACAGCAUCGCGUAUAUUGAAACAAGUGCAAAGGAUCCGCCCAUGAAUGUAGAAAAAGCGUUUCACGAGCUCGUCAGAGUGAUACGUCAGCAGAUCCCCGAACUGGGCCUGAAGAAGAACAGGAAAGCCAAAUGGCGGGCGGACAGACCUUCGGGUUCGCAGAGGCUGCACUGUAUCUUACUGUGACCGCACACCCUCUAUCUCAAUGCUGCGUCAAUGCCGCGAUGAUGACUCGGACUGUUAAAAUACACACACACACUCACACAGCUUUGAUAAUAUCCAGAAAUUAAUGAACACAGCUUAAAUAUUCCAUAAAUAAUGGUGAAAUUCCCAAAAAUGUGGAUUAUUAGCUAUUUUACAUGGGAUUUUCUCAGCAGGCGAUACCUGGAUGAAAUUACAGGAUUCUAGCGCUGUUGACUCAUGUUAUCUCUCAGAGAAUAAUUCAGAGACACACUUUCUGAGGCCUUGUUUUGUAUUGUGUUUCUAUAUUUAUUGUGCUGAAUUCUAUAUUGUAAGUGAUUGUUAAUACAGCAUAUCGGCUUUGAAGAAACAAGGGAACAGAUGGGAUUCAAGUUGCACAUCUGGCGAAUGCUCAGGAGGCGGGGGAAAUACUGGUUACCAUAGUUAAGCAAUUAUUUUUAUGAAGAAAUUAAUAAUAGAAAAAAGGCAUUAAGGUCACACAAGGCACUAAAAUAACGCUAAACAUGUAAAACACUUAAUUAAUAGCACAAAGUAUGUUAAAGUUUUUACAUAAAAAAAGUUUUAUACAUUUUGCUUCAACAACUAUUUACCAUAAAAGUGCUUGUUAAAUAUACAGUUUUACUACAUAUGAUAAUGUAACAUACUGUUAACCAAUUAACAUUUAUCAUUCAUCAUCUUUGCAUUUAUGUCUCACAAUUCUGAGUUUAUGUCUUACAAUUUUCCCUCUCAAAAUUUAAAUUGAAACCUUGCAAUUCUCAGUAUACAACCUUGCAACUCUUAGUUUAUAAUUCUCAAUUCUGAGUUCAUGUCUCGUAAUUCUGUUUAUAUCUGGCAAUUCUGAGUUUCUCGCAAGUUUAUAACCACAAUUCUGAGUUUAUGUCUCUCAAUUCUGAGUUUAUAUCUUGCAAUUAUGAGUUUAUAUCUUGCAUUUCUGAGUUUAUAUCUUGCAUUUCUGAGUUUAUAUCUUGCAAUUCUGAGUUUAUAACUCCCAAUUCAGAGUUUAUUACUCCCAAUUCAGACUGUAUAUCUCGCAAUUCAGAGUUUGUAUCUCACAAUUCAGAGUUUAUAUCUCACAAUUCAGAGUUUAUAUCUCACAAUUCAGAGUUUGUAUCUCGCAAUUCAGAGUUUGUAUCUCACAAUUCAGUUUAUAUCUCGCAAUUCUGAGUUUAUAUCUUGCAAUUCAGUUUAUAUCUCGCAAUUCAGAGUUUAAAUAUCUCGCAAUUCAGAGUUUAUAUCUCGCAAUUCUGAGUUUAUAUCUCUCAAUUCAGAGUUUGUAUCUCACAAUUCAGUUUGUAUCUCGCAAUUCAGAGUUUAAAUAUCUCGCAAUUCAGAGUUUAUAUCUCUCAAUUCUGAGUUUAUAUCUCUCAAUUCAUAGUUUAUAUCUUACAAUUCAGAGUUUAUAUCUCGCAAUUCAGUUUAUAUCUCUCAAUUCUUAGUUUAUAUCUCUCAAUUCAGUUUAUAUCUCACAAUUCCGUUUAUAUCUCGCAAUUCUGAGUUUAUAUCUCACAAUUCAGAGUUUGUAUCUCACAAUUCUGAGUUUAUAUCUCUCAAUUCAUAGUUUAUAUCUUACAAUUCAGAGUUUAUAUCUCGCAAUUCAGUUUAUAUCUCUCAAUUCUUAGUUUAUAUCUCUCAAUUCAGUUUAUAUCUCACAAUUCCGUUUAUAUCUCACAAUUCCGUUUAUAUCUCACAAUUCAGAGUUUGUAUCUCACAAUUCAGAGUUUAUAUCUCACAAUUCAGAGUUUAUAUCUCGCAAUUCAGUUUAUAUCUCGCAAUUCUGAGUUUAUAUCUUGCAAUUCACAGUUUGUAUCUCGCAAUUCACAGUUUAUAUCUCGCAAUUCAGAGUUUAUAUCUCUCGCAAUUCAGAGUUUAUAUCUCUCAAUUCUGAGUUUAUAUCUCUCAAUUCAGAGUUUAUAUCUCGCAAUUCAGUUUUUAUCUCGCAAUUCUGAGUUUGUAUCUCGCAAUUCAGUUUAUAUCUCGCAAUUCUGAGUUUAUAUCUCUCAAUUCUGAGUUUAUAUCUUGCAAUUCAGAGUUUGUAUCUUGCAAUUCAGAGUUUAUAUAUCUCGCAAUUCAGAGUUUAUAUCUCUCAAUUCUGAGUUUGUAUCUCACAAUUCAGUUUAUAUCUCGCAAUUCUGAGUUUGUAUCUCACAAUUCAGUUUAUAUCUCGCAAUUCAGAGUUUGUAUCUCACAAUUCAGUUUAUAUCUCGCAAUUCAGAGUUUAUAUCUCUCAAAUCUGAGUUUAGAUCUCUCAAUUCGGAGUUUAUAUAUCUCAAUUCUGAGUUUAUAUAUCUCAAUUUAGAGAUUAUGUCUCUCAAUUCUGAGUUUAUAUCUCGCAAUUCAGAGUUUAUAUCUCUCAAAUCUGAGUUUAUAUCUCGUAAUUCUGAUUUUAUAUCUCUCAAUUCUGACUUUAUAUAUCUCAAUUCAGAGAUUAUGUCUCUCAAUUCUGAGUUUAUAUCUCUCAAUUCUGAGUUUAUAUAUCUCAAUUCAGAGAUUAUAUCUUUCAAUUCUCAGUUUAUAUCUUGCAAUUCUGAGUUUAUAUCUCGCAAUUCUGAGUUUAUAUAUUUAUAUUUAUAUACCUCAAGUAAAAAAUGGUCGCCCUCACACUUUUAUUAUCCACUUAGAAAUGAAUGGGUAACUAUGGUAACCUGGAUUUGUUUAUCCCAAUGUUAAACCACUCCUCUAAUGCUCUAAUGUGUGAUGUGUCGCUUGUAUUGAUAAAAAAAGAAAAGAAAGUUGCUGUUCUUAAAUCAGCACACUGAUGACAAUAUAUAAUGCUAUUAAUCAGGAUUGUAGAUCAAGACUAUUACGAUGAAAGUUUUGUACAUUUGAUGCCUGAUCUCAAUUAUGUUGCCAUAAACUGAGUCAAUCAGUAAUUGCACAAAAACAUUACAUUGUUACAUUUUAGUCAUUAGAUCAAGCAAUGAUCUUGUGGGUUUUUUUUUCUGCUUGUCUUGAAUGCAUCGUCACUUUACUUUGAAUGUGUUUUUGCUCAUUUCAAAGUUCUCAUUGAUGUUUAGAAUGUAUCAAAUGUUAUUCUGUAUGCCAAAGGCCUUUAGUGUUACCAUAUUAAAGGAACAUCAUUCUAGAAACCCGUUUAGGCAUUUUGUGAUUGUAUACUGCUCUUGUUUUCUGUGUUUUUUUAACUCUAGAAUCUUGUUUCAAAAAACGGUUGUUGUCCUUACAUUUUUAGUUUUGCUUGAAACUUGGUGCAAAUUUUGUGGUUCAGUUAUACUGACUUUUUUUUCUUGUUAUUGUUUUUUGAAGUAAUUUAUUAUACAAAUUACAUGUAUUCUGUGACUAUGUUUGUAUGAAGAUCAUUAAGACCAAUUAAGGCCAAAAACUACUCUGAAAAAGAAGGGAUUUUUGCAUCAGGAAUAUUGUAAGAAUUUGUAAAGUGGAAUAUAAACAUAUUAUAAUAAAAAUCAAAUAAAUCAA